Molecule: messenger RNA, 3054 nt
Organism: Olea europaea var. sylvestris
Lineage: Eukaryota; Viridiplantae; Streptophyta; Magnoliopsida; Lamiales; Oleaceae
Product: TPR repeat-containing thioredoxin TTL1-like
Exons: 7
Coding region: 383-2458 (691 amino acids)
Cellular component (GO): cytoplasm
Molecular function (GO): protein binding
Source: RefSeq, a predicted model, not a curated record
UGGAUAUCGGAUUCGAAUCUUAAUCGAAUUAUUGGAUUGAUACCCUAAAUUCAUCUCCCAUUAAUUUCAUCAUAUUUAAAUUAAAUUCGAAUCAAAAUUCAAUCACACUCCUAAUAACGCGGCUAUGAAUAAUUUUGGACAGGUAAUGUUCGUGUUUAUAUUGAUGAUUUAUGUGCGUAAAAUUUGCUCUAUUCAAGGCUUUGAAAUAUGAGAUUGUCUAUCUUCCUUUAAAUUCACGAGAUCCUCGUCUCUUAUGCUCUCUUUCUCGUCUUCAUGUCUUUCUUAGUUGCAUCAUUUCACCAUUGUUGAUUUGUUUCUUUUUACUUCACGCACAUUGCUAAGCUCCAGUGAGAAACUAAGUGAAGUUGGUGUGUGUGUAAAAAUGUCGCGCUUUGGGCCGACGUCGGAGUUAACAGUAGAAAGCCUGACGGAUCAGUUGAGGAAUACAAUGAGCUACAGUGAAGAUAAUGGCAUCAAUGCUAACAAGCCUGACUUCCGAGAACUCGAUCUGGGUUCGCCAGUUUCGACCUUGUUAACACGCCCGGGUGGAUUCACUGCCACCAGUACCAGUUCAAGUUCCUCCGGAUCCGUCUCAAGCCGGACUGCUGCUGGUCUCAGUUCGAAUAUUCCAAGAAUAUCCGAUUCCAACUACAACAGCCACUCCGGCGAGCUAUCAGGUUCUUCGGUGGAGAGUUCCCCGAAACCUACGCGUAACUUCAAGCCGGCUCAUGGUCGCUCCUAUUCGACCGGUACACACCCGGUAAUUUACUCCGGUGGGGGAUCGGUUAACUCUCCGGCUGUCAAUGUGUUUCCCACCGGGAAUAUCUGCCCCUCCGGCAGGAUUUUGAAGCCCGCCACGACUGUUAGGUCAACCAAGACCGAUGUUUUGGGGUCUGGCACCGCCAAUUAUGGCCACGGCAGCAUAAUGAGGAGUGGUGCAGCAUCUAAACCCGCCGCAACUACCGACUGCGGACCGGCAAAUUACUCGAGAGGAGGGGAGCCAAUGAGGAGAAGGGGAGUGGAUAAUAGUAGUGAUCCAGAGGAAAUGAAGAAAACAGGGAAUGAAAAUUACAAGAAGGGUAAUUUUUCGGAGGCUUUACGCCUGUAUGAUAAGGCCAUCGCAAUUUCCCCGGGCAACGCGGCUUACCAUUACAAUAGGUCUGCGGCUUUGAUGGGUCUGAGGCGGCUGGCUGAGGCCGUGCGAGAAUGUGAAGAGGCCAUUAGGUUGGAUCCAGGAUACACGAGGGCGCACCAUCGUUUAGGGUCUUUGUUUAUUAAUUUAGGGCAGGUAGAGAAUGCCAGGAAGCACCUUUGUUUUCCAGGGCAUCAGCCUGAGCCAAUCGAGUUACUGAGGUUGCAAACAGUUGAGAAGCAUCUGAGCAGAUGCACAGAUUCACGGAGUGUAGGUGAUUGGAGAUGUACAUUGAGGGAAGUUGAUGCUGCCAUAGCUUCUGGAGCUGAUGCUUCUCCUCAGCUUUGUGCAUGUAGAGCGGAGGCUCUCUUGAAGCUCCACCAACUAAAUGAUGCUUAUUUGGCUUUGUCAAACAUUCCUGAACUUGAAUCACACACCACUUACCCUUCACAGCUGAAGGUUUUUGGGAUGCAUCCGGAAGCUUAUUUGUUCUUUGUCCAAGCCCAAAUUGAGCUGUCGAUGGGAAAGUUUGAGAAGGCACUUGCAGCGAUUGAAAAGGCUGGACAAAUUGACUGCCUUAAUGUUGAAGUGUCAGUUAUGCUUAACAAUAUGACAUUGGUAGGCCGAGCACGAACAAAUGGGAAUGAUCUUUUUAUAUCUGAAAGGUAUACUGAAGCUUGCUCAGCUUAUGGGGAAGGACUCAGGCUUGAUCCUGCGAACUCGGUUCUGUACUGCAAUAGAGCGGCUUGUUGGUUUAAGCUUGGGCAGUGGGAGCGGUCUGUAGAUGAUUGCAACCUGGCUCUUAGUAUCAGGCCAAAUUAUGCUAAAGCUCUACUUCGAAGAGCUGCCUCAAAUAUUAAGCUUGAAAAAUGGGCCGAAGCUGUGAGAGAUUAUGAGAUUUUGAGAAAGGAACUCCCAAAUGAUAAUGAGGUUGCUGAGUCUUUGUUCCAUGCACAAGUUGCAUUGAAGAAAUCUCGUGGAGAAGAGGUUUACAAUAUGAAAUUUGGUGGGGAUGUGGAGUUGGUUUCUGGCCUUGAUCAAUUCCGUGCUGCAAUUUCUUCAUCUAGUGCAUCUGUGGUUCAGUUCAAAGCAUCAUCUAACCUACAAUGUAAACAGAUAUCUUCAUUCUUGAACACACUAUGUGCUCGAUAUCCAUCGGUAAAUUUUCUUAAGGUGGAUGUUGAAGAGAGUCCCACUAUAGCUCAUGCUGAAAAUAUCAAAAUUAUACCAACAUUCAAGAUUUACAGAAAAGGCAACCGAGUGAAGGAAAUGAUCUGCCCGAGUCCCGAGGUCUUGGAGUCCUCAGUGAGGCAUUAUAGUAUUUAAACUACAAAUGUUCGACGCUUCUGUACCUUUGUGUCAUGCAUAUCCUUUUGCAUCUCAAUCCCCGGGUUACAGAAAAACCAAUAUUUUCUCCCUAAAUUAUCAGAACCACUGCAAAAUAUUCAAUCUCAUUAGGAGCCAAUAGAACCAAAUGCCAGGGGACUUGGACUGCAUUGCUUAGUCCCCAGUCUCUGUUUUUAUUUAUUCAUUCAUCUAUGGUUUCUAUUUGUUUCAUCUUCCUCCCUCCUUUCUUUCUUUUUUUUUUUUUUUUUCUACUUUCAAAUUUUUCGAACUUUCUUUGGCACGUCAUCUUCCAGUAGGCCGUAAGCUUCCUCAUACACGUUGAGAAGUAUAUAUAAUUGUUCAAGAAUGCUCUUCUAGUUAAAUACCGGGAGACACAGAAAGCAUGGCUUGGUGGCUUUUAGUCAAGAAAUUGUACAUGGAUAUAUAUGGUUGAUAUAUACACAACAAUGGAGUACAUCGAAGCAAUUGGAUAUCGCGUUGACACUUGUCUGGUUAGUGAGAGGAUGAAUUCUAUGUUAUUGAUGUUUCUGUUCUCAACCAUUUAAUCAAUAAAAGUUCAUAAAUUUUUUCAUCUA